This is a messenger RNA of Paramecium pentaurelia, 1567 nucleotides long. The record is from the annotation of a GenBank genome assembly. Lineage: Eukaryota; Ciliophora; Oligohymenophorea; Peniculida; Parameciidae.
UGAUGUAAAACCCUUGGAACUUCACUUAAACCUUACAAAGCCAAUUAAAUAGUAAUUAAAUUUUUAAUGGUUAGGUUUUAUGAAUAUGCAAGAAUUCGUGAUGCCUUUAGUUCCUCAUGAACUAGAAAUCAAUAACCUUCAUCAGAUGGCCAGAUCAAUUACUUUAUAAGAGAAUUCAGCCAUGAUAGAAGAAAAAGAAGUACAAAUUUUUAUAUACUAGUAACAAAACCACCCUACAGAAAAAAAGUGCCUCUACAAUUCAGAAAACGCUUAGUAAAUUGAAACUCCAAAAAGGAGUUGUCAUGAUUUCAAUAGAGAAUCUCCUUUUGUAAAGAUCAGUGUGUACAAGCAGCACCAAAUGGCUAAUUAAAAAAUAUACAUCCUUUAAGAUGACAAGUAAUAAUUUCUUAAUUAGUUUAGGAUUAUUGGUAGCAAUCAAAUAUAAAAAAAUGAAAUAUCAAUUAUACGUCGUAAGAAGCAAUAACAUUUAGGAGAUAAUAAUAUUGAUUUGGGUAUUUAUUUUAAAUGAUCAAAUUUUUAGGUCUUUCUUCAUAAGAAUCUAAUAUUGAAUAAGUCCCUUGCAAAAUAUCAACAGAAUUUGGUUUCCGUCAUUCAAGUAGGGUCACUCCAACUAUUUUAUGUUUCUUAUCAUUAAAGUAUUUCCACACCAGAUUUUCAGAAUUACCUUCAAAUAUCUUCAAACUUAUUCACUCAUUUAUAAAGUAAAUAUUCUUUACAUAUUUUAGAGAAAAACCAAAAUUCUAUGUAUAGGAUUGUGGUACUGCUUUGAAAACUUUAGUUAGAAUUUAAAAAGAGAGUCCAAGAAUAAUGAAUGAAAACAAUAAUUAUUUAAUUGGAGCUGAUUUCUAUUUUCACGUAGUUCAAUUAAAUUCAAUACCAAAGUUAAUUGAAAGUAAGAAGAAGGAUUAAGAAACUCCAAUAGAAUAUUUCUUUUAGACCCUUGUAAGAGAAAAUGAAAAAUAUAGAGCUAGAAUCCAUGGUUUGUCUAAAGAAGAAUAAGAAUAAUUCUAAGGUAUUUAAUUUAUUAAUUGUAGUAUAUUUGGAAGAAUAUAGAUAAUUAAAGAAGAAAGGAAGGAAAUAAUAUCAUCUCUAAAAUUGUAAUAGACCAUUCCUUAAAAUUUAAUUUGAUACACCAAUAUCUAAACAAAUUGCUGUCUUCAUUGGUAAAGCUGGAUACGAACAAACUUUUAAGAUUGGAAGAUCUUAAGAUUGUGACAUUAUAGUCAAUAUGAAUACUGUGUCUAGAAAACAAACUUAAAUCAAAUUUAACAAAACAUAAUGGGAAAUAUGUGAUGGUGAGGGAAUAAGAUAAUCUGCUAAUGGAACUUGGUAAUCCUUAUAACCAUAUGAACUACCCUUAUUGGCUACUAAACCAAAAUAAAGUGAUCCAUAUUUGAUUGAGGAUAAGAUGGAAAUUAAAAUAUGUGAAAACAUAUUUAAAUUUGAAAUGGUGGGAUUUGGAGUUUCUAAAAAGUAAUAUUAUAUAAAUAUUAUUAGACGAAAAUUGACUAAUACAUUAUACUAGGAAUUAACUUAAUACGAUUGA